This is a messenger RNA of Drosophila bipectinata, 10115 nucleotides long. RefSeq names its product E3 ubiquitin-protein ligase ctrip (gene ctrip). Gene Ontology annotation, biological process: protein polyubiquitination; DNA damage response; proteasome-mediated ubiquitin-dependent protein catabolic process. Gene Ontology annotation, cellular component: nuclear speck. The record is from RefSeq and is a predicted model, not a curated record. Gene Ontology annotation, molecular function: ubiquitin protein ligase activity; zinc ion binding. Lineage: Eukaryota; Metazoa; Arthropoda; Insecta; Diptera; Drosophilidae.
GGAACUUUUGUUACGUGUGGAAAUCAGUGCGAAACUUUGUGUGAAAAUUGUGUUGAAAUUCGACAAGGAAUUUGUUGGCACAAGCAUAAAGCUCAAAACACUGACCAAAAAAGCAACGCACGCACGAAGGAAAUCGGCCAGGAAUAUAGUGACUAUAGUGAUGUGUUAUAUGACGUGUAUCUGAGAGAAAGACAAUAGGAAGAAUAAUAUUUAAAUAAUAUUAAGAGACAUUUUACGGUGAUAGGGCAAGUGAUAAUCGGAAACAAAUCAUUUCGAGAUCAAUAUUCAAUUAUUGGUUGAGUUGGCAUGUUAAGAGUGUUCGAUGCCGGUGCGGUUAAGUGUCGUCUAUGGCCGAAUCCGUUAAAAGUCAAUCGCUCUCUGCAUUGACGGAGGGGCAGCACGGUACCGACGACGGUAGUACAUCAGCGGCGUCCUUAGUUAAUAAUACUACCACAGGUGCAGCAACAUCCACUAACGCAAGUCACUCGUCGAAUCGUCGACGCAACCACAACAACAAUAACAACAACAACAACGGCAAUAGCAGCAGCAACAGCAGCGGCCGUAAAGGAAACAAGAACAAGAAACGCAGUACAGCCACCCCCACCACCCCGGCUGUCAGCUCCUCCGUCAACGCCUUGAAUACCUACAACCGUCGUUCGCGCAGCCAAGGUCGCCAGAACGCCAGCAAGGAGUCCGUGGUGUCCAAGCGUUCGACCGCCUUUCGAUCCCCCUCAUCCCCGGCGCCCAGCUCGCACUCGGCCACCGGCGAUCAGUCGGUGUCCCCCGGAAGUCGCAAGCGGCAGCAUCAGCACAACACCAGCGCCGCUAGCAGCUCCAAUCGCAGCAACCAAUCGGCUCCCGGUGGUGACCAGCUGGUGGAGCUCAGCUCGCCGCUGAAGAAGCGUCGCCUCCAGCCGACAUCAUCCGCCAGCAGCGUGGUAUCGGCAGGAGCCCCCGAGGCAGUCGAGGAAGGAAGCGCCGCCGCACCGGUCGUAGCACCAACUGCCGGGGUCACAGAUUCCACUGAAUCGCAGACGCCGCGCCAGGCAUCAGGGGGUGAUUGCGUGGCCCAGCGCACCCGCUCCAAGACCGUUUCGCCCGAGGAGCUGCCGAGCACAAGCAGCGCAGCUGCCGCGGCCCGUCUCCAGCAAAACAACCAGCUGAAGGCCAGCCCCAGCACCAGCAGUCUUCCGGUCAUAAGCAGCCGUCAUAAGCGCAAGGCCAGCGCAGGAUCGAAGUCCCUAAUCGAGGCGACUCCCCAACGUGGGGCGGGAGCAGUUCGCUCCGGACGCGCCAGCAACUUGCUGAGCUACUACCGCAAGACCCGGAAAGUCAGCCACACACGCUCCUCCCACAAGCCGGAGAAACAGGCCGCCCAGGCGGAGGAGGAGGAGGAGGAGGCGUCUGGCACAGCCACAGCCAGCUCUAGCGAGAGUAAUCUGCCAGGAUCCGUUUCGGGAUCGAGCAGCAAGUCGAGUGGUCUCGGCAAGCACAAGAAGGGCCUGCGCCACUUGCCGCAGCAUCAACUGGACACCGAAAGCGCCACCACAUCUGAAGCUGGAGCUGAGGAACAGCAGUCGGAGCACGGGAAUCUGGAAGUGGAGCAUCAGUUGCCGGCCGUAGAGUCGGCGCUCAAUCUUCCGGAGUCGUCAGCCAACCAGGACAGCCAGGCGGAGGGCCCAACCGAGGAGCAGGACGAGCGCGACGACGAGGAAGAGGAGGACGACGAAGACGAGGAAGAAGAGGAGGAGGAAGAGGUGAGCUUCUUCGAGAUUGUUAACUCGGCGGACUCGUCGUACGAGGAGGACGCCCAGAUUGUUGCCGAGGAGGACGAGAUCACCGAGGAGGAGGACGUUGACGACGAAGAGGACGAGGACAUCGAGGAGGACGAGGAUAUCGAGGAGGAGGAGGAUCUCUCGGAGAGCGAAUUCGCCCAGCAGCUAAUCGGUGAACUUGGUGGAGCCAACCAACAACAACAACAACAACGUAAUAAACAAGCCAAGAACAACAACAACAACAACGCAGUAGCGGCAACAACAAAAACUACCACAAAGUCAACAACAACUGCAACAACGUCGUCCGGCUACCAGCAACGUGCCGCCCCCCAUGGACAGGGGGCGGGGCCAGGAGCAGGAGCAGGAGCAGGGGGAGGAGGUGCUGGACGUAUCACUCGAGGCAGCAAUAGCAACAAUAGCAACAACAUUGUUGACUAUAGCAUUAUGCCGAAUCUGACGACAACAGCAACAAACACGCCAUAUGCCUUGCAACAACAACAACAACCAGCCCCACCUCCAACCCAACAACAACAAGCUCCACAACCACCACCUCAACUGCUGCCCACACACCAAUUUGCACACUUGUCUUCCUUUGUGACGCCCACGGGAGCAGCAGCAGCAGCAGCGGCGGCGCAGCAUUAUCCUCCAGCAGCCGCUGCUGCUGCCGCCUACUAUGCUCAGCAGCAACAACAACAACACCAUCAUCCGCACCAGCAACAGCACCAGCAUCAGCAUCCCCAGCAGUACUAUCACAGUUCUGUGGCCGUACUGCAUCAACCUCCACCACCGCACCACUUUACCUCCACAGGCGCAGGACCACCGCCGGCGCUCUACCAGCAACAGGCACCGCCGCAGCUGACCCGCUACACGGCAGCACCGACGGCGGCAGCGGCGACAUUCGUACCGCCGCCGCAGCAGCAGCAGCAGCAACAGGUUACUUACAAUCAACAGCACUCCUCACUGCGACGGAGCUCACGGGGCAAGACGGGUUCUUGUGUGAGUUCGGCGGCAGCGGCACAGCAACAUAGCACGGCUGCUGCUGCUGUACAACAGCAACAACAACAACAACAGCAGCAGCAGCAUCAACAGCAGCAGCAACAACAACCGCAAUUGCUGCCGCCGCCCGGUACCUAUCAGUACCAACAAGUGGGCGGUAAUACAGUUGUUGUUGCCGUGCGACACCAACAGCAGUUGCAACAGCAGCAGCAGCAACAACAACAACAACAAUUGGCCUUACACCAGCAACAGCAGCAGCAGCACCAACAGCAACGUGCCACUCUUGUGCAGCCUGGAUUCCUGUUCAGCUAUCGAAGCAAUCAUCCGCAACAGCAGCCACAUCCCCAUCCCCAACAGCAGCAGCCGCAACAGAUCCAUCAGGGCAGCAAAGUGACGCAUAGCAGUGCAGCUUCGGAUGCUUUAGCAUAUAGUUUGAUGGCUCAACAACCGCCAAGUGGACCGCCGCAUGCAGGUGGACAGCAAAUACCGCCAGGUGCCAACUCAACGAACCUCAGCAUCGUAGCGGCCGCACUGAGUGCCGCACGUGAAGUCGGCGGAGGAGCCGGAGGAAGUGGUGGUACAGCGACGGCGUCGGCGCCUGGAGCAUCGGCGGCAGCCGGAGGAACCAACAGCGCGGUGGGCGCAACGAGCAGCAACAGCAGUGCCGGCCAGCCAGCCAGCAACAGCGGCAGCAACAAUGUAGCCCCAGCGGGUGCUGCUUCUGGCGGAGCAGGAGCAGGCGGAGGAGCUACCGCCGCCGGCUCGACAAACAGUGCCAGCCAACAUGGCGGAGGAGCAGGAGGUGCGACGGCCGCCGACUCGGAAAGCGAUGACAGCGAGGUGGGCCGUCUCCAGGCUCUGCUGGAGGCCCGCGGUCUGCCACCACAUCUGUUCGGGGCCCUCGGACCCAGGAUGACGCACAUCCUCCAUCGCACUAUUGGAAACAGCAGCAGCUCGAAGGCGAACCAACUACUGCAGGGUCUGCAGUCCCACGACGAGUCCCAACAGCUGCAGGCUGCCAUCGAGAUGUGCCAGAUGCUGGUGAUGGGCAACGAGGACACCCUCGCCGGCUUCCCCAUCAAACAGGUGGUGCCGGCCCUCAUCCAGUUGCUCCGCAUGGAGCACAACUUUGACAUUAUGAACAACGCCUGUCGGGCUCUGGCCUACAUGCUGGAAGCCCUGCCCCGCUCCUCGGGGACCGUAGUGGAGGCAGUGCCAGUGUUCUUGGAGAAGCUGCAGGUCAUCCAGUGCAUGGACGUGGCCGAACAGAGUCUGACUGCGCUGGAGAUUCUCUCGCGUCGCCACAACAAGGCCAUUCUGCAGGCGAAUGGCAUCUCGGCCUGCCUCACCUACCUGGACUUCUUUUCGAUUGUGGCCCAGCGUGCGGCCCUGGCCAUCGCCGCCAACUGCUGCCUCAACAUGCACCCGGAGGAGUUCCACUUUGUGUCGGAGAGCCUGCCGCUGCUGGCUCGUCUCCUGUCGCAGCAGGACAAGAAGUGCGUGGAGAGCGUGUGCUCCGCCUUCUGCCGCCUGGUGGAGAGCUUCCAGCACGAUGGCCAGCGUCUCCAGCAAAUCGCCAGUCCGGACCUCCUCAAAAACUGCCAGCAACUGCUCCUGGUCACUCCGGCCAUACUGAACACGGGCACCUUCACUGCCGUGGUUCGAAUGCUGAGCCUGAUGUGUGGCAACUGCCCAGACCUGGCCAUCUCGCUGCUCAGGAACGACAUUGCAGCUACGCUGCUAUACCUGCUCACAGGAAACGCUGAGCCGGCAGCUGCCAGUGCCAACCACGUGGAGCUGGUUUCGCGCUCGCCCUCGGAACUCUAUGAACUGACUUGCCUCAUCGGCGAGCUGAUGCCCCGUCUGCCCCUGGACGGGAUCUUUGCGGUGGACGCCCUGUUGGACAGACCAACCCUCAACACCCAGGACCAGGUGCACUGGCAGUGGCGCGAUGACCGCGGCACCUGGCACAACUACUCGACGAUGGAUUCCCGCCUGAUCGAGGCCGCCAACCAGAGCAGCGAGGACGAGGUCAGCCUGAGCACUUUUGGACGCACAUACACCGUCGAUUUCCACGCCAUGCAGCAGAUCAACGAGGACUCGGGCACCACACGCCCUGUCCAGCGUCGCAUCAACCACAACUAUGUGGCUCCUGUGUCGGCAGGCCAGGAUCUAUCCACAUCUGCUGGAGGCUCAGCGGCAGCUAGCGGAGCAUCCACAUCGGCAGCUGCGGCGGCUGCCUCCUCGAACAAUAACAACAACAAUAACAAUCCACCAGCCAGCAGCAGUGGCCAACAGAAGCGUCGACCCUCAUUGGACGCCAGGAUUGCUUGUCUGAAGGAGGAACGUGGUCUCGCCGCCGAUUUCAUAAAACACAUCUUCAACGUGCUAUACGAAGUGUACAGCUCCUCGGCCGGACCCAAUGUACGCUACAAGUGCCUGCGCGCCUUGCUCCGGAUGGUCUACUACGCCACCCCGGAGCUGUUGCGCCAAGUGCUCAAGUACCAGCUGGUCUCCAGUCACAUUGCCGGAAUGCUCGGCAGCAAUGACUUGCGUAUUGUGGUCGGAGCUCUCCAGAUGGCCGAGAUUCUGAUGCGCCAGCUGCCCGACGUGUUCGGAACCCAUUUCCGUCGCGAGGGCGUCAUCUACCAGUUCACCCAGCUGACGGAUCCCAACAAUCCCAUCUGCGCCAACCCAUCUCCCAAGCCGUUAAGCACCACGGCCACGCCCACAGCCAAUGCCGGCGGCUCCCAGAGUGCUCCAGCUUCGGCCAACAGUCUGCAGGUGAAUCCAUUCUUCAUGGACAGCGCCCCAGGAUCAUCGAGUGCUUCCACGACGCCCAGCAGCAGCAAGCACCAGUCGUACAGCGUGAAGAGCUUCUCGCAUGCCAUGAAUGCCCUGACGGCCAGUGCCAAGGGAACUCCGGCUGGAGCCCUGGAUGUGUCUGGAACAUCUACUCCUGCCGCUGCCUACAACUACAGCAGCUCGGCGCCAUCUUCGUCGACGGCGGGAGCUCCUGCCUUCUUCGUGGCCCAGCAGGGAGAUCCGCGCCAGUACGUCCACUUCCAGCAGCCAGCGGCUCCACCACCGCCACCUCAACUGGAGCUGCUUCCCACUGGAGGUGGAGGAAUUCAGCAGCAGGCCCAGGGUCCGCCCCAGCAGGUGCCCCCGGUCGUUUACCAGCCACAACAGCAGCCGGCUCACUUGGUGGUGGCCUCAACCAGCAGCGCCGCCGCUUCGGCCUCCUCGUCGUCCUCUUCGUCGUCGUCGGCCACGGCUCUUCAGCACAAGAUGACGGACAUGCUGAAGCGAAAGGCACCGCCCAAGCGCAAAUCUCAAAGCAGUGGACGAGCCAAGUCGCGGCAGGAGGAUGCGGCCGCAGCAGCAGCUGGCUCUGGAGCGCCACCCGCCUCGGCUAGUUCGGCAAUGCACGAGCUACUGAGCCGAGCCACAAGUCUUGGAAGCGGCACUGGAGGAAGAAGCACGCCCAGCUCGGGCGGUGGCUCUGGAAGCUCCAAGUCUCGUUUCAACGCCGGAAACUCGACCAACGCGGGAUCCAGCAAAUCUUCAUUUCUGGCUUCGCUUAAUCCGGCUCGCUGGGGACGCCAAACGGCUCAUCAUCACCAGUCGCAGCAGCACCACGGCAUGUCAAAGGACUCGGGAAGCGCUAAUGCCAGUGGCUCGGGAGCCGGCUUGCCCUACACUGUGAACCAGCACGGCGCCGGAGGAAGCGGAGGACUGAAUGCCGCCGCCGUGGCAGCCAGCAUCAACAAGAGCAUCUCGCACGCCAAUCUCCUGGCGGCUGCCAAUCGUGAGCGUGCCCGCCAGUGGGUGCGCGAGCAGGCUGUGGACUUUGUGAAGCGCUACACGGAGCAGGAGGCACGCAGGAGUAAGUCUGUGUCUGAGAGCGGGGGAAGCCAGAGCACAAGCACCGCCGCUGCCGGCACCGCACCUCUGUCCACUGCUGGAAGCACCAAUGUGCUGGAGCGCCUGUCGAGUAUUCUGUUCAAGCUGAACGGCAGCUAUCACGACUGCCUGGACGCCCUCCUUGAACUUAAGACUAUUCUGCUCGAGAGCGACAUCUCCCCGUUCGAAGUCAACCACUCCGGCCUGAUCAAGGCCAUGCUCAACUAUAUGACCAGUGACUCGGGUCUGGUGGAGCGGGACGCCCGCCUGCGUAGCUUUAUGCACGUCUUCGCCGGCCUUCCGCUGGAACCCUUGCUCCAGAACGUGGGUCAGCUGCCCACCAUCGAGCCGAUUGCUUUCGGGGCGUUUGUGGCCAAGCUUAAUGGCUGCGUCACCCAGUUGGAGCAGUUCCCCGUAAAGGUGCACGACUUCCCGGCAGGACCCGGUGGUCGUUCCAACCAGAGUGCGCUCAGGUUCUUCAACACUCACCAGCUGAAGUGCAACCUUCAGCGUCAUCCACAAUGCAGCAAUCUCCGCCAGUGGAAGGGCGGCACCGUCAAAAUCGACCCCCUGGCCAUGGUGCAGGCCAUCGAGCGCUACCUCGUGGUACGCGGCUAUGGAGGUAUCCGUGCCGACUCUGACGACGACAGUGAAGAGGAUAUGGACGAUAACGUCGCCGCCGUGGUCAUGACCCAGGCUGGCUUCAAGCACAAGCUGCAAUUCACGAUCGGGGAGCAUGUCCUACCCUACAACAUGACAGUCUACCAGGCGGUGAAGCAGUUCUCGCCGCUGGUCAGUGAACAGCCGGAGACGGACAACGAGUCGGAGACCCUGUUGGGCAACGCCAGCAUCUGGGUGCAGCAGCACACCAUUUACUAUCGACCCGUGGAGGAGGAGGCCGCUGCUGGAGCCGCCGGAGCCUCCAGCAGCAGCUCGUGCAGCAGCAGUGGCGUGCAAAAGCAGCAGAGCAGCUCUAGCUCGGCGGCAAGCUACGCAAAUGCCUCGACCUCGUGCUCUUCCUCCUCGGGAGUGGCCAGUGGCGGAGGAUCGUCCUCGAAGAAGGCGCACAAGUCGAGCAGCAAGUUCAUGCGCAAGAAGACGGAACUCUGGCACGAGGGCAUCGCCCCGGGUGUGAUUUCGGCCCUGAAGCCGUUCCUUAGCAGCUCGUUGCCGAGCGAUGUGGUGACCGUGCAGGAUGCCUCCCUCGACGCCCUGUGCAUGCUGCGUGUGAUCCACGCCCUUAACCGCCAUUGGGAGCAUCUGUACGGAUGCGUGGUGCGCCAGAACAUCAUUCCACAAUCGGAGUUCGUCCAUCCCAAGAUCACCGCCAAGGCCAACCGCCAACUGCAAGACCCACUGGUUAUCAUGACUGGCAACCUGCCGCAGUGGCUGCCCCAGAUUGGAAUGGCGUGUCCCUUCCUCUUCCCAUUCGAGACCCGUCAUUUGCUGUUCUACGCCACCAGCUUCGACAGGGACCGUGCCUUGCAACGCCUGCUAGACACUACUCCGGACUUGAACGCAGCGGAGUCGUCUGAGCGCGUGGCACCUCGACUGGAUCGCCGCAAGCGGGCCAUAUCUCGGGCUGAGAUCCUCAAGCAGGCGGAACACAUCCUGCAAGACUUUGGCCAUUCAAAGGCCCUAUUGGAAAUUCAAUAUGAGAAUGAGGUCGGAACCGGUCUGGGACCUACUUUGGAGUUCUACGCAUUGGUCUCUGCUGAGCUGCAGCGUACGGAUCUAGGCUUGUGGAACGGAAGCGACAGUUACAAGCAGAACUCUGUAACCAUCGUGGAUGUAGUGAAGGCAAGCAGCGCCGUGGUGCACAUCGAGGACGCCCUCGAGGCCACCACCAUGGACCAGAGCCCGCCGCUCGUUAGCAGUACCACCACCACCACGGCAACCACCCGCUCAAGCAGCCGGUCUCACGUCCUGCGCAGCGGCGCCGGCCAACAGCCACCUCAGCCGGUGGAGCACAGCUCCUCCAGCACUGGCGCAAAUGACAACGCUUUAAACAUGAUCAUCGCACAGCAAUUUAGUGAUAUCAUCGCUGCGGAUGCAGCAGCAGCAGCUGCCGCUGCUGCCACUGAUAAUCCAAGCAGUACCACCAACAGCACCACAGCUAGUGUUGUGGAGCAGACAACCACGACAACUCAAUCGGGCACAAUGACCACCACCACAACCAUGACGAGCUAUGUACACGCCGCCCACGGACUGUUCCCACUCCCGCUGGGAAAAUCCUCAAAGCUACCCCAGAUGACCAAGGCCAAGUCCAAGUUCAAGUUCUUGGGCAAGUUCAUGGCCAAGGCUGUGAUGGACAGCCGUAUGUUGGACUUGCCAUUCUCACUACCAUUCUAUCGCUGGCUAGUCAAUGAGGAGCAUUCCAUUGGCUUGGCUGAUCUGAUGCGCGUGGCCCCGGAGGUACAAAACACACUUGUACGCCUGCAGGACGUUGUGCGCCAUCGCGAGUACAUCCUGGCUGAUCCAAACAUUGACGCCAUGGAGAAGACCGAAAAGAUUGAACAGUUGGACUUGGACGGCUGUCCUAUUGCCGAUCUGGGCCUUGACUUUGUGCUACCUGGUCAUGCCAACAUUGAGUUGUGCCGUGGAGGCCGCGACACUCCGGUGACUGUGCACAACUUGCACCAAUACAUCUCACUGGUCACCUAUUGGUUCCUAAUCGAGGGUGUCCAGAAGCAGUUUGAAGCCCUGCGCGAGGGCUUCGAUUCAGUUUUUCCGAUCCAACGUCUGCGUAUGUUCUAUCCGGAGGAGCUGGAGUGUGUGUUCUGCGGCUCUGCCAGUGAGCAGCAGCAGCCGCGGUGGGACGUGAAGAUGCUGCAGGACAGCUGCCGCACGGACCACGGCUUCCACCAAGAGUCGCAGGCCAUACAGUUCCUGUACGACAUCCUUGCCUCGUAUAGCCGCGAUGAGCAGCGCGCAUUCUUGCAGUUCGUGACUGGAUCACCGCGCCUCCCGACUGGCGGCUUCAAGGCACUGACGCCUCCGCUGACAAUCGUGCGGAAAACGCUGGACGGCAACCAGAACCCCAACGACUAUCUACCAUCUGUGAUGACAUGCGUCAACUAUCUGAAGUUGCCCGACUACUCGAGUCGUGAGGUGAUGCGGCAGAAACUAAAAGUGGCCGCCAACGAGGGCAGCAUGUCCUUCCAUCUCUCCUAAACUAAUGCGACAACACACUCCCCUCGACCACAUGUGAAGCAGCUGCAUCAACUAGAAAUUAAAACAAAACGGAGGAGUAUACAUAUAGUAGUAGUCUAUAUUCAAAGCGCCACAAAUCUGUGAAUGCCAGCUGCUUCAGCAUCAGGAAAAGCAUCGUUUAACUGGAUGGAUCAUUUUUGUUUAGUUGCCGUCUCAGCCAAAACAAUUUCAAUUAUUUUUUUCGAAAGUUACUUUCGUCGCGCGCGCGCUUCUUGGCGUCUCUCC